CUCCUCCCAAACCCUCACCAACUCCAAAUCAACACCUUGGUCCGGUGGAAUUCUCCUUCACCCGACCCAUUCUCCCCUCCAUCGGCAUUGGAAUUUCUUCUGCGCCGGCUGUGCCAGAAGACUCGUUUCUCCUCUGCUCAUUUUCCUUCUCCCCUCCUCCCGUCCGCCGUCACGCCUCGGUCGCCGCCUGUUCCCACAGCGCCUGCGAUCCUCGCCCUCGGCCGACCCCUUCCGCUCCUUCAUCAGAACGGAAAGGAAACAAAGGCAGCUUGGUCCUCGACCUCAAGCCCGCCCCCUUGUCGAGUCUCUACCGCCUUUAGUCGCGCGUUCCUGUCGUUUCGCGAGAGUCUGUGACAGCGCCCGGAUUCGCUACCGCAUCGUUUUUUUCAGGUCAACCGUCGGUCUUUCACGCCCUCGACCGACCUUUAAAAACCACCCAAUACACACUCGCGUCUUGUCUGCAUCAACUUCUUUUCCCCCUCAACUUCGACGACUUCUCGCAUCGCGAACGCCUUCUCCCUUAUGACGUCGCCUGCGAAUCAGCAGAACCCGAUCCCGGCGACCAACACCUCUGCGACCACGGCGACUUCUUAUGCCUCCGCUGCAGGUGCGCCCAAGAAGUCUGCUGCACCGGCGCCCGUAGUCGCCCCCGGUUCCCAACCCGCUGUCGUGGUUGGCUCUUCUUCUGCCUCUUCGGCGCAGAAUGCCAAGGCAGCUUCGCCAUCUCCUGUGAACGGCAAGCCAGCCGUCGCUCCCGCAGUCCCUGCUGUCGCUCGCGGCAUCACCGCCGCGAACGGGUCCGCCUCGGACCACUCCCGCAAGAGCUCCGUCACCAUGGCUGCCAACGGCCCCAGCAGCUAUGCUGCCAACGGCGGUCCCGUCGGCGGUGCCAAGCCUGGCAUCCAGUUCGGCUUCGAUUCGCCUGCCAUGGCCCACAGCACCCCGCAGACUGGAUCGUCCGCUCCGAUCCCCAUUCCCGGCGGCAACGCGCGUGUGCCAUCUCCCGCGCACUCACCGUCGCCCAUCCCCCAGCCCUCUGCAAGCGGAGGCCGACCUCCCUCUGGUCUCCAGCAGCCCAGUGGCCCAAUGACAUUUGGAAGUCUCGGUAGCGAUGGCGAGCGCCACAUGAGACAGGGCUCUGUCCCUCCGAACCCCAGUGCCAUGGGCGCGCAGCACGGCGCCCACUUCCGACGUGAGUCGGGUCACUCCGUCCAGAGCGACAACCCUGGCGCUCCCAACCGUGGCAACUUCCCACCUCAGGGUGGCCGUGGCCGAGGUGGCUUCAACCCGCAUGGCAACUCGUACAACAACCAGAUGGGCUACCCACCCAACAACCAGUUUCGCAACGGCCCCGGCCAAGGCCGUGGCAUGCCCCCGUCCUUCCAGCCGCAGCCCCGAAACAUGCCGUACCCGAAUUCUCCUCAGCCGAACCGGAGCCCGGCCCUCGUGCCUUCGAUGCCGAACACGCCGAACAUGGCGCCUGCCAACAUGCAGCCCAACAUGUCGAUGCAGACUCCGCCCCAAUACCACUAUCCGCCACCGAUGGCGCCUCAGCAUCAACAAGUACAUCCCCCCCUCCCCAUUGCUUCCUCCAGCAAGCUGCAUUUGAAGCCCCACAAGAAGAACAAGGCACGUCGUGAGCACGAUAAGCCAUAUCACCCGGGACGCCAGCCGGACUCUGCGCGUGAGCUUCAUGGGACCGCCGUCAGCCUUCAUCCACGCCGCUACAGUCAACGUGCGGAUCAGAUGUGGCGCGAGCAAAUCAUGGGCGGCAUGCGUGUGGUAUCCAGCGGCGCUUCGAAGCCUGGCUGUCAAGGACAAGAGCCUCGCCGUCCGUUCGUCGCAAAUGAAAAGCAACCCCCUUCUAUUGAUCUUUCUCCGGAGAACGGAGCAUUUGAAUUUUUGCUGACCAUGAAGACCCAGAGCUUUGGCUACCCUCCUCAGCAGAUGGACCAAUAUGGCCGGCCCAUGUCCAUGCCCUACGGCUAUAACAACAUGCCGUACAUGGCGCCUCCCCAGACUAACUCUCCAGGUUACGGCCAGCAGUACGCUCCCCCACCGUACCACCCCCAGGCUCACAGCAUGUCGCGCAGCCCUUCGCAACCGGAGCGGCCCUCGAGUGCCAACCAUCAGAACCAGCCGGUCAUUGUGUCCUCCACCCCGCAGCCCCAGAAUGCGCAGCCCAACCCUGCCGCGAAAAACUUCGUGAAGCCUGGACGGAAGAGCGCUGCGAUCCAGAUCAAGAACGCUGCUGGUGAGGUCGUGGACACAUCCGCCUUCAAGCAGCCUGCUUCCCCUGCUCCCAGCGUUCAGCAGUCUAAGACGCCGCCCGUUGUGGCUUCCACUCCGACGCCACCUCCCAAGUCCUUGACUCCCUCCCAUGUUCGCACCGACAGCCAAGCUACCCCGAAGACAGCAAAGGAGAUUCAGGACGAACUGAAGGAGAAGAUUAAGCAGGCCACUCAAGCCUCCUCCGCCGAGAGCAAGGCCAAGGAGGAACCCGUUGCUACCGCCACAAAGUCGUCCCCUGAAGCAGAGGCCCCGGCUCCGGCUGUCGAAUCGGCCAAGGCCGACGCUUCUGCUUCUGAAGCGAAGGUCGAGGAGCCCAAGGUCGAGGAGCCAGAGAAGACCGAUGCGCCCAAGAAAGCCGACGAGCCCAAGAAGGCUGACGAGGCCAAGCCUGUCGAGCCUUCCAAGAGUGCCGAUCCCGAGGAGGACGAGAUUGAGCGAAUGAUCCGCGAAAUGGAAGAGGCUGAUGCCAGGCGCGAGAAGGAAGAGGAGGAGCACCGAAAACGGCGCGAAAUCGAGAAGGCUGCAGCCAAGAAGGAGGAAGAAGAGAACCGCAAGGUCAAUGCUGCCGACGAGGACCGCAGACUCCGCGAGCAGGAGCGCGAGAUGGAGCGCCUCGAAGAGGAGAAGGAGCGGAAGCAGAAGGAGGCCGAGGCGUCCGGCAAGUCCGUGUCCGUCGCCGACGCCUUGGCUCAGCUGCGCUCUGGCAAGGAGGCCGAGCCGUCCAAUGUGGAUACCGUCACCGACAAGCUUGCCGACAUGAAGAUCGAGGGCGACGCGGCUGCUGAUGCUUCCCAGAAGCCCAGCGCUGAGAAGCGCGGAUCCAAGCCUGCAGCUCUGAACCUCGCGCCACUGAACACCAAGCCCGUUGAGCCGCCGCAGCCGAGUGCCGCCCUCCAGUCUCUGAAGUCGGCGCGUUUCUUGCAGGUCAUGGACCAGGAUAUUUAUCCCGAGGGCAUCAGCUCGCCAAACCCUGCUCUCAACGCUGCUGUGACCAAAAAGGGCAAGACCUUCAAGUACGACGCCAACUUUUUGCUGCAGUUCCAGAAGGUCUUCACGGAGCAGCCAUCGCUUGAGUUCCACCAGCAGGUGAAGUCGCUCAUUGGAGACAGCGACGGUCGUUCGCGUGCUCAAACACCUGGCCCCAGAGUCAAUUCGCGCGGCGCCGGUGGUGGCGCCUUCAACAUGGGCACUUUCAACGCUCCCAUGGGAGGCCGCACCCUGCCCCCUGGCACUACGUCCUCGGAACGACUGGCCAUGGCCAGCGGCACCAUGCCCCGCCCUCCGAUCAACUCGAUCGGAUCGUUCAGUGCCCGCUCCGGCGCGUUCCCUACCGCUCCGAUGUCGCGAACCUCAUCGCAGUCCAAUGCGCGGAACAUGCCCAACUCUCCUCGCCAGUCCAGCCGCUCUACUCGUGGUAGCCGGCGUAACGAUCACGGUGGUGUCAAGGAAGCCCAGGCUGCUAAGACCAUGCCUUUGACUGCCGGGCAAGAAAUCAAGCCCAUCACGGUUUCUGCUGGCGGCUGGAAGCCUACUAGCAUCGGCAAGCCCACGGCGCAAGGUACUCCCAGCGGUUACUUGGACCCUGAGAUGGUCCAGAGGAAGGUCAAGGCGGCACUAAACAAGAUGACACCUGAGAAGUUCGACCGAAUCGCCGACCAGAUUCUUGAGAUUGCCUCGCAGUCCAAGGAUGAGUCCGACGGCCGCACCCUCCGCCAGGUCAUCCAGCUUACCUUUGAGAAGGCCACUGACGAGGCCCACUGGGCAUCAAUGUAUGCCAAAUUCUGCAAGCGCAUGUUGGAGACUAUGAGUCCCGAGGUUCGCGACGAGCGGAUCAAGGACAAGAACGGCAAUGUCGUUAGUGGCGGCCACCUGUUCCGCAAAUACCUUUUGAACAGGUGUCAGGAAGAAUUCGAGCGCGGCUGGACGACCAACCUGCCUGAGCAGAAGGAAUCCGAGGAGGUCGGAGAGAAAGGUGCGGAGGCGAAGCCCGGUGAGGCAGCCUUGAUGUCGGAUGAGUACUACAUUGCCGCCGCCGCGAAGCGACGUGGCCUUGGUCUGGUCCAGUUCAUUGGUGAGCUGUACAAGCUUGGCAUGCUUACUGAACGCAUCAUGCACGAAUGUGUUCAUAGGCUGGUCGACUACAAGGGCAUUCCUGACGAGGCCGAGAUCGAGUCACUCAGCAAACUGCUCCGCACCAUCGGUGCCAACCUGGAUCAAACCGAGAAGGGCCGCCCCAUGAUGGACGCCUACUUCCAGCGCAUCCAGACAAUGAUGGAUCUGCCCGACCUUCCAAGCAGACUCAAGUUCAUGCUCAUGGACGUGUUGGAUCUGCGAAAGGCGAACUGGCACUCAAAGGAGGCAAACAAGGGACCUAAGACUCUGGAAGAGGUCCGCGCAGAGGCGGAGGCUGCACAAGCCGCCAAGGCCCAAGAAGCUGCUCGAAGCAAUCAACGGGGUGGUGGUCGCCCGCCGGUUGGCCGGGGCGAUGCCCGCAACUUCUCUGCAGGCUACGCCCAGCAGACGAGCAAUCAGGUUGGUAUGGACGACCUGCGGCGUCUUAAGGGCUCCGCAAGCCGGAUAGCCAGCCAAAACGUCACCCUUGGCCCCACCUCGAUGUUCUCGUCGCGUAGCAACAGCGGUCGUCGUCUUGGUCCAGGUGGCUCUCUGGGUCGCCCCGGCGAGGACUCUGGAGCUUCCUCCCGAACGGGCACACCCCCCAACCGGGACAGCACGUCCAAUUCCAACGCAUUUAGCCUGCUGGCAAACAUGGAGACCGAGCACCCAGCCUCACCCCCAUCUGCAGGACCUUCUCCUUCCUUAGCCAAGGCUGUCCCCGACAGCGAUAAGAAGGAGAAUGAAUAAAGGCAUUUCUUACAUUCAGCGUCUUGCAUUUCGGAUGAUAGACUGGGUGGGGUUGUCUUCUGUUGUCAUUUUUGCAUUUCCAGGCUUUCAUGCGACGCAUCCUCCAAAAAGUUGCACGCGCGUUUCGAAUCGAUGAUACCUCCUCGCUCAUAGACCAUUUGACCAGGCAGACAGAGACGCAGCCUCCCAACGCGGGGGGAGGGUCCGUGGUUCCGGACGUGGAGAUUCCUUUCUUCAGUGUGUUCAUUACUUCAUUCGACUGCCGUCUUAUUUAUCGCCGCGUCUAAACAGUCCGACAUGAUCGGAAAUAUUUGGCGAGAUGGGGGCCUAACUUGGCUUAUCUAUACCGCCUCGAAAGCAUGGCCUAGGCGACAAGGGCAAGUCCUCAGAGGCAUGCCGCGACGUCAGAAUGGGAUGGGGGGUGAGAGGAGAGGGAAUGGUGAAAAGGCGAAGCUGGUCUCCUGCGCAGGAUUCGCUUCCGAGAGGCCGGGGACGACCAGGCAAACGAGACCCCGAACGAUUUCCACGUCUGAUGUUUCCCUCCCACUUGACCGGAGUUGCCUGCACAGCACAGCAAGCGGCCGGCGGUCGCCAACGUCGGACGCUUGAGCCGCAGUCAACUCGAUGAUGUAUUCAGGGUGGAAGGACUGGAGUCGGACGGGGUUGGCUUUUGCGAGAACGCGGUCUUGCUAUUUUUACUGUACAAUCAUCUAAUUCCAGGGAGCAUUCGGCCGCUUCACGAGUUGGCGGAAAUACAUACUUGUUCUGCAAAAUAAUCUGCGACGUGAGAAGUGCCCGGGCAAAAUGGCC
Purpureocillium takamizusanense is the source of this 5964-nucleotide messenger RNA. RefSeq lists its product as uncharacterized. The coding region runs from base 523 to 5154 and encodes 1543 amino acids. The record is from RefSeq and is a predicted model, not a curated record. Gene Ontology annotation, cellular component: eukaryotic translation initiation factor 4F complex. Lineage: Eukaryota; Fungi; Ascomycota; Sordariomycetes; Hypocreales; Ophiocordycipitaceae. The transcript has 4 exons. Gene Ontology annotation, molecular function: mRNA binding; translation initiation factor activity; protein binding.